CCGAAAUAUCUAGCCUCGCGCAGUGCCUCGCGACGUGACGUGCCGCGACGUGUGUCAAAGUUGGUUCAAAUUCACGAGCGUGCUCAUCAUGCCAUUGUAUCAGUUUCCAUUGAAGAGUGAUUGUUUAUUCACUCGACGGUGACUGAUUUAGAGCCUGAUGUUGCGAACGUUGCUCUUAUUGUGGUGUCCUAUCAUCAUCAGGCAGUUUUAAACUUCCUAAAGAAUAUGGCAGACAACAUUGCAAUGGAAGUCGAUGGUUCUCAGAAUGUGAAGUCUUCAGUCAUGCAUGCACCGUCAUCUUCGUCAUCAUUCUGUGAUUCAUCUCCUUCUGGCAGUUCUUCCCCCGCAUGCUCUAGUUUAACAAAGUCCACAAAACCAUGGGCAACACCGUCUGCCAGUUUGAUGGUGAUUCCAAACUCUUCUAUUCAACCAGUAAACCCACUCAGUUCGGAAUCUGGUCUCACUUUAACAUUACAGAAUGUUGUAUCCACAGUGAGCUUAGGCUGUGAAUUAGAUUUGAAGAAAAUAAAUUUUCGAACAAGGAACACUGAAUAUAACCCACAACGUUUUUCUGGUGUUGUGAUGAGAAUCCUAGAGCCUCGAACAACUGCUUUAAUAUUUAAAUCUGGCAAAGUUGUGUGCACUGGAGCUAGGAAUGAACAGGCCUCGAGUUUAGCAACUAGAAAAUUUGCUAGAAUUGUUCAAAGAAUAGGAUUUCCUGUGAAAUAUCUGGACUUCAAAAUACAGAAUAUUGUUGCCACAUGUGACCUUAGAUUUCCUAUAAGACUGGAAGACUUGAACCAAAAACACACCCAGUUCAGCUGUUAUGAACCAGAACUGUUUCCCGGUCUAAUCUACAGAAUGGUUAAACCUCGUGUUGUCUUAUUGAUCUUUGUCAACGGAAAGGUUGUUUUCACCGGAGCCAAGAAUCGCCAGGAUUUAGAAGAUGCUUUGGAGGCAAUCCACCCAAUAUUAAAGAGCUUCCGGAAGCAAUAAAAUUAUUUUUAAGGCGAUUUGUGAUUUUAGCUUUAAAAUGAGUAGGUCAAGGGAACUUUUUGCAAUUGGUGGCACAUUGAAUCUAUGUUUCAAUAUUGUCUCAUGUCAUUUACUUCUUUAAAACAUCAAAUCUAUUUGUUUCAACUUUUAUAUCAGUUUUUCUUAAAACCUUUUAUCAUUUUGAUGUUUUGAUCCUGAUCGUUGUGUAGGCCUGUGAGCCCGGUGAAAUUGUAGCAGGUUUUUAUUUAUUUAGUUGUGUGGCAAUGCUAUUUUUCUUGUGUGUUUGUGCAUAUUUUUUGUGUUGGUUGUGUCCAUUCAUAUAUUAUUUAUAUCAUUAUCUCUAACAUCAUCUUGUAAAUUACACGGUCCUCUGUAAAUGUAUUGUUAAUUAUAUUUGAAUGUGUGAUAAGACUGUGAGGGUGGUACCGAAUAUAAAGGUAUGGUAGAGUUGUACUAAUUUGUUAUUUUGUUGUAUGUGUAUGACACACGUUAAAUUUUCAGAUUAGAUUUAAUCUUUAUCAUCAUUUUCUGUGCUGAUUCGUUGGCAUUUUUGUAUUCUGAUACUGGAUUGAGUUUACGAAACUGAUUUGAAGUAUCAAUAGAUCUCAUAUUUGCUUUUUGAAAGCUGAAGUUUGCAAUAAUGUUUGCUGUUUUGUGAACUAUUUUUUUGUAAAAUUGACCAUCUUUGAAAACAAAGCUAUAACUUUGUCAAAGAGAGUUUAUGUUAAUGCUUUUGGUUUCAACAUUUUGUUUAGCUACACUUAAUUGUUCAUUGUUUUUUGUACUGUAAUUGCACAUCCGAACAAAGAUAUAGCAUAGUUAGGGGUUGAAUCUGUUCCUACAGUGUGAUGAAAUGGAGCAUAAUUUAAAAUAAUAUUCUAGUAUUUGAAAUAUAUCACCUUUAUAGAAGA
Thrips palmi is the source of this 1907-nucleotide messenger RNA. RefSeq names its product TATA-box-binding protein. The coding region runs from base 226 to 996 and encodes 256 amino acids. Gene Ontology annotation, molecular function: DNA binding; RNA polymerase II general transcription initiation factor activity. NCBI's taxonomy places the organism in Eukaryota, Metazoa, Arthropoda, Insecta, Thysanoptera, Thripidae. Gene Ontology annotation, biological process: DNA-templated transcription initiation. The transcript has 7 exons. The record is from RefSeq and is a predicted model, not a curated record.